Odontomachus brunneus is the source of this 8277-nucleotide messenger RNA. RefSeq lists its product as uncharacterized. The record is from RefSeq and is a predicted model, not a curated record. The coding region runs from base 5262 to 6713 and encodes 483 amino acids. The transcript is spliced from 7 exons. NCBI's taxonomy places the organism in Eukaryota, Metazoa, Arthropoda, Insecta, Hymenoptera, Formicidae.
CCAACAUCGCGAAAUUACUUUGAAAGCUCGCAUAGCGAGUGCGAUUACUCGGUCGGGUCGUGAAUUAGGAACGUGUUGGCUCGAGAGAGCGGAUUCGAGGCCGAGGUCGAAAGGUGUCGGACGGAGAGCAUCACGCCGUCGAAGGAGACGUCGCGUGGCGUCGCAUGCCUGAAUCAACCACGUCCCGAACGAGUGGAGAUAAUAACCUUCGUGGAGGGACCUUGACGUAUCGCCGCCGCCGCCGCGGCACACAUCGCGUUACACCGUGAAUAUUUCAAUACAGUAUCGAUCUACCGCGUGUGGAACACGUGUGUCUUUCUCUAUCUUUCUAUCUGUCUACCCUUCUAUGUCUCUUUUUCUCUUUCUGUUUUUCUACAACCCUGUGGCUGUGUCUCGUUGUUCGUAGAAAAGUCUUCCCUUUCAUCCCGCGCAGUGUACGCCGGACUGCUAUUAUGUGCGCUAUCACUGUCGCCCCGUGGAUCUUAUCUGCGACGUGUGCGUGUGUCGCGUCACAGGUGUGAAUAUUUCAGCAGGCUGAAAUCGACCUGCCGUGCGCGCGGAACACGUGUUUGCUCGCGAUACCGAUCGCUGUUCUUUCGAUAUUGCCGAUCGAUGUUACGUUGCUAUUUUCCGCGCGACUUCAACUUACCGGAGCGUCCACGAAAGGGAACAUCCUAGUCGCGAAAUCGUUGAUGAAUUUGCCCGAGAAGCGUGCGUCGUUUCGAAGAUCGCCUUUGCAAGUUGCAGAUACUAUUAAGAAGAAAACUUCGCUAUCCAGCGUUCGCUCGCACGCGAUUCGUGCGAAACUGAUAGAAGCGAGGUGCAAAUGUCGCGUGUUCGCGAUUGAUGAAGUCACAGCCGCUCCUUUGCUGGGCUCGUCCCGUUGUGGUGGAAGACUCUCGAAUCCGAACUUUGCCGUCAAUCGCGUGUAGUGUGAAUAUUACAAUAUGAGAUCGAUCGAUUGCACGGAGAACACGUGUUUCACAAAUGCCUGUGUACCGUCUCUGUGACUCUGACUUUAUUUUCCUCUGUUCGUCUACGCGAUGAGUCGAGCGAAUGCGAUGUGUCCAACGUCCACGAAUAGCCGCGAUACGGAAUACGGUGCUUUUGCACAGCGGAUCGUGAAUCGUGCGAUAAGAAACUCGAGCACUUCCGGCGAACGGCGCAAUCGCCUACAUCAACGCGAGAGUAGAUGCAAAUGCUUAGCAAUCGUCACUUUCCGUUAUUUCGCGCUUUACCCUUCCCACGUGGCCGUGCGCUCACGCCAAUCGAGCUACUCGUGAAUAUUUCAAUACACAGCAUCGAUCUAUAAGCAGAGCAAAACAGACAUUCUGCGUGCUCGAGUUGUUUCUCUCUCUCCCUCUCUUCCUCUUUCAUACACGCCGAUAACAUUGUUGUUUCAUCCGAUGCAUGGCACGAUCGCUGUAAAAGUCUACGCGAUAUGCGCGUGAAAUCCUUUAUUUAUUCCGACGCGUUUUAAGUCAAUCUUUGACUCUCACCCCGAUUUAAAUAUAUCACGAUUUACUCGCGAGAGAUCUCGUCGAAAAUGUUGUACAUAUUACAAUUGUAGAUAAUAAACAUAUUGUAGAUUACAAUAAUGUAAUCUACAAUAUAUACUUGUACCCCGGAAAAACAAGGGAUAUUUUUCGCAGCGCGAACGCGGUAUGCCCUCGUGGAUUGCGUGAAUAUUCCGUGCACUACGCGAAUCUGUAUCAUAUAUAAAUUGCCCCCCCGAAAUAUAAUAAUUCGACAUUUUUGUCGUAUCCAAUCGUUACACUACGUGUCCUCUCAUCAUAUCAUAGGUCGUUCAAAAUAAAAAGGAACAAAAAAAUAUCCGCAAAUCUUUCCAUUGUUCUCCGCUAUGCAAGAGUACUUCUCUCGAUCAAACGUGGUUGACCCUAGCAGUAGUCGGUGCUGUCACUCGUUAAUGGCAUUCCGACAGCAAUGAUAGACGACCGUCUCGUCCUUGUUCAUGUACAUCUGCAUAUUAUCCGCGGAGACAGCCGCUCGCUCGCUCGCCGUGUAAAACUCCGAAAUUUGCAUGGAGUUCGACCGGUCUCGCCCCUUCAGUAGUAGCAGAGGCUCGUGGUCGGCCGAGUUUAGCGCGACGGUUCGAGACGAGAAAACGUCCGCGAAAUUAGCCUCGCGCUUAUUCCGAGGGAAUACAAAAUCCGUUUGCCACCAAGCUGUGCGCGUUCGCAUUUUGCAUCGCGUUGCGCGAGAAACGUAAGAUCUGACCGUUCGCCUUCUCAGUGGUAACAGACGCUCGCGGUCCGGCAAAUUUUGCACAAUUUCGCGCAGACUUAGAGCGGGAAAACCUCCGCGAAGUUAGCCCCGUCCUGAUAUUUUGCGGUGGAAUGAAAAAUCUCCGUAUUCUGCCGAGUUGUGUUCAAACACUUUCUAUGGCAAACAUCAAGAUCGAUCGGACAUUUCCUGUGUGAUGCUCGGAAAUGAGCUGGUUACGUUAAAUGUUUUACAGUGACUAUCGCUUGUGACGUAUCUUUGUAGUCACCAUACGACAGUUCUCGCAGCGUAGUACACGCGGUAAGCUCAGGGUUUAAAUCUCGAUCCCGGCACUUGCUUUAACCAAGAAAAGUUGAAUUCUCUCCGCGCUACGUGACUCGACGGCGGAGCGAGAUCCGAGGAUUCCCUGGCGCGCAACGCCGGGAUAAAUUCUUUCCCGGUUCAUUGUCGCAGUGACGCAGCGUUCGCGCAGCUGUUGUUUUCUCUCUCUCCCUCUCUUUCGCACGUAAUUACCAACUAAAACGCUCAAGUGAUCUACCUUUCCGGCCCGGCACUUCCGUCUGUUUCAGACAAACCGGGGUAGAAUUUUCGCGCCGUUACACGCCCAACGUCGGGACACCGGGAACGCGAAUGAUACAUCGCGACGCGCCGCGAUUUAUACCGAGUGAAAAGCCCUCGCUCUUUCCGUUCCUCGGAAAACUCGCGCCAACAUCUCUCGCCCACCAGUUUGAAAGUAACACUUUGCAUCGAUACAAGGAAAAAUGACCUCGUCGCAAACUAAAACCCGCACACAGUCGCACACUUCCAGCUAUAGAUCGGAUGAAAUAAUAAAAAGACGUUUACCUCGUUAACUAAUUUGCAUCGAUAUACGUAGGAGUAAAUCGAGCACGUGUUUCAAAGAAGUUGCUAGUCCGCGAAAGUUUCAGCUCGCGCUCCGCCAAGUAAAUCCGGAAGCAUUUCAAAGUACGCGCCGCGAAUUCUAAAUUUACCGAUCGUCUCAUCGGAGAUUCUUCGUGAAAUUUUAACGCCAUCGAAGCGCGCCGUCGUUGUAACGUCCCGGCGCAAGAUUCGUCGAGUAACCCGCGCUUCAACAUCACAGCAAACACUUCUGUAAACCCUCACCCUCUAGUCGCGUGUGCCGUUGAUGUCGGCUCGGGAAUUAAGUGUAUUUGCGGGCUGGAAGCUUAUUCGUUUUAGAUUGGUAUAUCCCCUCGGUCGCGUAGGAGAUCCGUUCUAAAAAUAUUUGAGGAAGCCUAGUCAAUACAAAUUGUACCCCUCGCCUCAUUAUUGAAUAAAACACUGAGCAUUAAACCGCGCGGAUCGAAGCCGAUCUCUCGUUUUCACGCACCUAUGCCUGCGCCGUGUGCUAUCGUGACAAAGCGGUCUGCUUUAGAUCAAUCGAGAGACUCGCUAUUAAAGUUCGUGCCGUUCCCACGACGAGACAGUUCUCCCUCGAAGAGGCGAACGUCAGUUGACUCGCGCGUCGCGUCGCUCUUAAUCCGACUCUGCGCAUUAACACUUCGCGGACAAUCGAGACUCUUCAUGUUAAUUAAUCCGGGAUACAGAGUGGGAAUGUCGCGAGGGACAUCUAUUAACUGCCUCGAGCCCGAAUGCGUUCACGUAAAAAUUGAGUGCGCAAAUCGUCAACUGUUAGACAUGGGAGUCGAUUAAACAUCAGAUAAUUCGAUACCACUAAAGACUGGAUUAAACAGUUCAACAUGGCUAUUUUCGUAAACAAUGAAAUUAAUAUCCUAUCCGAUCGACCCGACGACGCGAGCUCUUUGUCGUCAGUUGCAAUGUAUCGGACUGAAGGGAAACGUUAAAGACGGACGAGGCGCGCCGUGACCUUGCGCGCUGAAAUUAUCGUUAGUUUCGUUCGAUAACCUCAACCUAUUCGAUACACACUGCCACACGAUUCCGCUAAAUCCGUCGCGUUGUAAAGGUCCUACGCAAAAGCAACGGAAGGUAGCCUCGGAUCGAGAAUCGACGGGCUGGGAAUAAUAGCUCGACGAUUUCCCGCGCGUUUCUUUUAAUCUUUUGAUUACUCUUCUUUUCUCUUCUCUUCACGGUUUUUCGUGUAUUGCACGGCGAUGAUAUACGUCACAAUGAAGCUUGUUUGAAAAGUGAAAGACUAUCGACGCUAGGUGUAUCAUGCGACAGCGAACUCCACGACACGUUGUUUGUUUAUCCGUUGACAGUUGUGUGCAAAGGAACGAGUCCGUCGCUGAUGUUUACAUGAUCGUAUUAGUAACGUUUUGCGUAAACGCGAGUUGCGACCGGUGACUUACGCGAGCUACCCUCACGAGUGCGCGUUCUUCGACGCGAACAGCGGACUAAACUACACUCGAGAAGGUGGCGCGACGACAACCUAAUUCACAUCGGAUAUAAAUUCGCGGGGUCUCUUCGCUUUAGCGCGCUUCCGCGAGUUCGUUUCACCGGGAUUCGCAAUCCACGUCGUCGCACGAGCGGCCUGAUGAUCCAAAUGUCGCACGACGAGCCGCCACGACGAUUCCACCCUGGCUCAAGCGCGACCAAGUCGUACGGCCAGGUCGGCGUUCGUGACGCGUCGAGAUCGUUAGUCUCAUAGCACAGACCGCUAUGAGUUAGACGGUCGUCAGCGUGUCCAGAACCGUACAAAAGGCAAGCAAUAAAAAAAAGAGGGCAAAACAGCCCUCGUCGGAGAAACCGCAAAACCCACACGAGAUCGUAAUACCGGGAUUUAGGGAAGUUCUAGAGAAACGCUAUAAGCAUCCCUACACCUCGCCCCCCACCCCUCUUUGUGAUCGUCGCACACCGUCACCGCCACUGCCACUCUUCCACGCGCAUCCUCGAGCACCCGCCGUCGGCCGAGAAAAUGUAUCGGCUCGCAUAACAGCAAAAAAAAAUAAAAAAAAAGAGAAAAGUAAAAAAAAACAGCCAAGAAAUAGAAACGCAAAAAAAGAUACCACACCCACACCACACACAUUGCGAGAACGCCGACAGCGAGAGCCCCGAGACCCGAGCGCACCGAAUCAGUCAUGAAUCUUAUGUUCCGCAAGAACUUCGGGGCCGAGAAGGGACCCAGUGGUGGCGGCGGAGGAAGUGGAGGAGGACUGGGGGAGGUCAGGCCCGUCCUGGGCGCCACUUACAGUACCCCCGGGGGGCCCUCGUUCGGCCAGUUAGGGACGCGUUUUGGCGCGGCGCGCGGCGGCGGCAUCGGCGGCGGCAUCGGCGGCCAGUCGGUGGUCGGCGGCGCGCGCGGGCCUGUACGACGCAGCCGGGAGUUCGGAUACUUUCCAUCAAUGGGCGAUCACGAGCACCAGGGACACGGAUAUCGCACUCACCUGUUCCUAUCGCCGCCCGCAGGUGGGACGCUCGGCUCGCCGCCCGAAGACUCGGGUGAGCGGCUGGGCCCGCCGCCGCGUCGUAACUCGGGCCCGCAUGUGAUCAAAUGGGGUGGCGGUGGGCCAGUCGCCUCCGCGCAGGGCGCGCAGACCGCCAGCCAGGCCAGGAGGAAGCAGAACCAGAUCGGUCAGCAGAAGGAAACUUCCGACCCGCCGACUCCGACCGCGUCCAGGCAGGUGUCCUUCAGUGGUAAUCGUGCUUCCGGUACCUACACGCCCCUCGUAGUUUCCGGAAACAGUCCACCGCGAGGCGAACCAAUCUCCUUGGCCACCUUGGACCGCGACUGUUUUAUCAUACCUCUCGCUUCUCUCGAGCGUUUUUUACCAGCGGGCGUGCCGCACGCUCCCGUCGCCGACAAGAAGAGACCAGGCAGUCCCUUGUCGGUUCUGGAGGUAGAGGAUCCGAAACAAUGUGUUCUCGCGCAUUUUAUGACGCCGCUGGAGGCUCUGGACCCUUUGGUCGAGUCUCCAGUGUCCCGUCCGCUGGUGCUGCAACGCGAUACAGCGGCGGAACUAGUCGCCGAGAUAGCCCCUUCCGCGUCGCAAAGCAUUUUGCUUACAAACAUGGAGAAGAACGCGGAUUUCCCGUUCAUCACGUAUUAUCUAAUAAACAAGCAGAACACGGACCCCGUGGACUUUUACAACGAAGUGCAAUGUGCGGCCCUACGUAAGUUCGAUCCCCGAGAUCUCAGAUACGCGGCAAGUCACACAUUGGAUCUGUUCAACGAGGUAGCGACCAUCGCGAGGCCGCCACUCGAGCCACCCGGUGGAAGACCGCCUAUUCCGUCCACCGGCUAUAUAGUGUCAAUUUUCAAAGUUUUCGAGGGCGACGAUGGCCUGAAGUUCGAACAAAAUUGGCUUUACUGGACAGGCGCGCGUAUGAUGUACCGAUAUCUGCCGAAAUCGGUGGGCCUCAGGCGCAUCACGUUGCACAAAUCGAUGUCGCAGGGCGACAAGAUGUAUCUGCUGAUCUGCGAGUGCUCGCAGCUGCAAGACAAUCUAUCGGCGGCGGCGAUACUUCUGCCGGCGCUUCGUGCACGCCUAUGCGGAUACACCGGACUCUACAGGCCUUCCGUGUGUUUCUGAUUCCUCACCCAGUUGUUAGAAUUUGCGAGAGACAUUGUUUCGAAUCGCAUCACGUGCAUCUCCGCAGAAAAAUCCGAGUGAAACGAUACGCAAUUAGAGCAGCAGCGGGUGCCAAGAAGGAAAACGCGACAUCGAUUUGCCAGAAUCGAAGAAUAUCGUAAUGAACGCCGCUAAUGAACGAGACACUGUGAUUUCCUAUCGUACUAUCUAUUAUAAGGAACGCAACUUCGUAUACGCUUUAGACAAGUCUUGUCGAAAAUCGACGAAACGGCCUGCAUGCUCGACUUAGACACGCCACUGGACCUGUUUGUAUUUUUCGACUUUACUAUUUCGUUCAUUAUGCAAGCGAGCUUUGCUCUGGUAGGGUCGCCGAACGAACGGAAAACAAGAUGGACGUGGAACGAUUAGCAAUAAAAAUCGACGUGACGGAAGAGGCUUGUAAUAUGCGUAACAUGAGGAAGGAUGUCCGAAAUGAACAAAUCAUCAAGUAUAGAUUAGAAUGUGAGAAUUUUUGAUUAUUUCGGAAAGUUAGAGCGAAAAGCAGAUAAUGAGAUACACAUUAACCGUUUGGAGUCGUUUGACCACCCUACGAGCAUCGCGACACACAAACAUAACGACACACGCGACAUACUUUUACUACUAUUGGUAAUUAUCGAAUAAUCGCUAACUACAUAUCAUACUCGAUAAACUGUGAUAUUCGGGCGAGCGGCGUAUAUAUCACAAUGGGAAAAAAACAUCCUCUUGAAACUAUUCUUGAAAUGCUACUCAAUUUUAGGUGACUUAGGCACGUGGUAGUUGGAACUUCGAAAGAUCGAUUCGCGGUAGAUUGCAACUUCAAGUCUCUUUUAUCGAUUAUCUUCGUAUUUGAUAACACAUAUCCGUACGCGGAUUAUUGACGCUCGCGGAAUUCGAUUGGCAGAAAGUGCGGAAAUGUGGGUAAAUUACAAAUAUUGCAAAUGUUGAAGUUCCGACAAAAUAUGCGUCGUACUCUGUGGCCUUUGUACUUUUGUCGCCAUAGAAAAAUUAUUUUUUUAUCGUUACAAAGUUUGCUCUCUCAAGAAAAUCUAUCAUAUUCACUAUCAUAUUCGAGAGAGGAGAGAUAGAUAGAGAGAGAUAGAACAGGCAAUAUUAAAUCACCCGUUUUUACGUUAUUUCAUAUUAUUUAACAAUAAUUUCAAUCGUUCUAUCGAAACAAAUUUACCAUGAAAGGUCGCGAAAAUUACUUACUUAUGAUCAUCACUUUGUUCAUACGAAUUGUUGUAUUUGAAUUGUACCAUUCACGAAUUUGUAUUUUACCCACGUUCAAUUUAAAGAUUUUCUCCAAGUACAUACGAGAGAGAGAGAGAGAGAGAGAGAGAGAGAGAGAGAGAGAAAGAGAGAGAGAGAGAGAGAGAGAAAGUAGAACGAAGGCAUACGCGGGAAAAGCUUAUGCAGAUCCCAUUUUUUAGGUGCCUAUAGCCAUUUUAGGGAGUGAGAGUAGCGUGAGUUGGCAUCGUAGUACAAAAAAAAAAGAAAAGAAAAAGAGAAAAAAGAAAAUCGUAUAGCCAAUAUACGCUUGUUGCAU